CAUUUGCGUACGUACAGUUAUAAAAUGAGCAUGAUAUAGCCUGUAUAUAUGCCCGGAAUGUUUUUUACAAAUUCCUCCAUAGAAGGGGCGCACUCGAUUCUCCCUAGUGGGCGACGUUGAGAAGACAGUCUGUAUCGACCAAGCGUGCAAUUGCAGACCAAUCCGCAGUUUUUCACGCGAUCCUUUAAAUCUUUUGUAUCAUUCUUCGCUUAUAGUCCAACGUAUUAUUUUAACGUUAUGUUUUGUUUAAGCAGAUCAGUCGGAAAUGGUAUACAGAUAUAUUUCCAGGCCAAGGCAGUUUAUUAGACAGCAAGCCGACCUGCUUUAGCUUGUACCGAAACGGACAAAUCUCUCGGUCUCGAGCAAUAUUUCAGGCCUGGGUUUUGAUGGACCGCUCACGGCUGAGUCAAGGUGAGGACAUCAUCAUGGUUCCUGAGUGAGACUUGGGCAGCCUGCCCUGGAUGUUUGGUGGACCUAACUGUGCUUCAGUUUCAUCUUGUGCACUUCAGCCACUUUCCCCACCUUUCCUUCCUCCAAUUUUCCAUGCCAUGGUUUCGUUCGUCAACAUCAACAACGACCUCUGGACAGCAAACUGUCUCUUCUUUAUUGUCAGAGCCCCGAAGACAGCAGGCCUACAGAUGGAUUGAUGCCUGAGAGCAGUUACUGGCAGCUCUGCCCUCCUUCAAAGUCCAGCCUGCAGGGGGUGCUCAGCUCCAGCUUCCCCCCUGGCCCCGUGCCCCUGGGUCCUCCAGAAAACCACUUGCCGGAGGGGGAUGCCCUGAACCGUCCGCUUGCCCCUAGUACCUCUGUGACGGACCUGUCUUUUCCCGGGCUUCCCCCUCCCCCCCCGCCACCCCCCAAACGCCACUGUCGUUCACUGUCUGUGCCAGAGGACCUUUCCCGCUGCCGGUAUACCUGGCGGCCGAGCGCAUCCAAGGUCUGGACACCAGUGAACAGCAGAUGCCACAGUGGAGGGGGCGCGGGGGGGCCGUGUCCGCUACGUGCCCCCAGCUCCUCUCUCAAUUCCUCGCUGCAUUCUUCUUCCAGUCCCACCUUUUUCAGCUUAGCCCUUUCUCCGGAUUCUCCGUUGCCGUGGAAUUUUCCAUGGGACCCGAGUGACAGUGCCGGAGGUGGUGCUUGCUGCUGCUGCUUUCCCUCGCCAUCUUCAUGCUCCUCCUCUCCUUCUCCGCUUCAUCCACCGCCUCCCCCGCUGCGUCGAUUUUCCCUCUCUCCGGUGCUUAUCCGUGAGGCUGCGGCCCAGUUUCUGCCACCACCUCCGGUGCCCCCGCAAAUCACAUCGCAUCCACUGCCUGUGCCCGCCUCGCCCUCGUCUGCCUGCAGCACUCCAUCUUCAGUGCGCCGGGCUCUUCCUCCUCAACUUCCACGGUGCCAUUCUCAACCCUGCGACCUACUUCUGCUCAAACCUGGCCUAAAACGCCGCAGGGACCCGGACAGACCAUGUGCACGUCCUGUGCUGGACUUUGCCAAAAUGACACAGACCCGAAGCACAGAUCCUCUCAGUUAUAUGGAACGUGGCAGACUGGCCUGUGGGGGGGAUGUGUGUAUGGGCCUUGAGCCAUUUUUUGGAGACUUCAGAGGCUCAUGUUCACCAGCUGAAUGCCUUGGCAGGACGAGUAUUGGGCCAUUGAGUGAAAGUGAUGAGGAGGAGGAGGAGAGAGAGGAGGAAGACCCUGAGGAGCGUGACGGGGGACAAGCGAGCGUGUUUGAAAGGGAUUGUACUGAACUAGAUAUCACUCUCAUUGAGGAGAACUGAACGUUGUCCAGGGGAAGAUCUCAUUUCCCUUCCACCGCCAGCAUUCAGCUCUCUCUGCAUCACCUGCUACCUUACACUGGCAGGCCUCUCAGGAACCCUGCUGCCCUCUUUCGAGGCUCACAGGCGUAGAAGCCAAUUAAGGAAGACAUGCAGACUACUAUCAUAUGCUGGGAGUCAUGAACGCUGACCCAUCAACAUUGUACAUUCCAGAAUCAGUUGCUGAGACAUUCUGCAAAUAUUGGAUGCAAAUAUUUCAGAGCUGGAGAAACCAGCAAAGGAGUUUUAUGUGUAUUGGACAGCCUCCUAAAAUGAAUCCUCAAACUGGCAAAACGGAACUGGAGGCAAACAUCCCUUCAGCUUCCUGCUUCUUUUCACGUCUUUCCUCUCAACUUGUUUUGAUAGUCAGAAUAGACUUUAAAGGAUGAUGGUUAUAAAUAUCAGUGUUUUUUUUUUUUUUUAGUUCAAAUAUAAAAGGGCAGUACGACAUAGCAGUAUUUUACUCUGCAGACCUUUAUACUUCCUGACGAAGGUCCAUCAGAUUGAACAUAAGCCAAGAUGCCUGUUUUUUUGUUUUUUUUUCUUCCUCUUUAUCAAAAGUUUCCUUAAGGAAAUUAAUUGUGUACUGUAGCUGUUGUUCUUUGUUUUAUUUUCUGCAGUCUCUCUUUUUUUGUUUUUAAUCUGUACAAUGCAUUCCUCUAAAUUUGAAAUAUGUAAACAUUUAUUAAUGCACUGUAUUUGGGACAUUUAGAAAGAAACAAUGAAAGCAACCACUGUAUUCCGAAGGCACAUUGUUAUACUGUAUUGUACAGCGAGUAUUUGUUCAAAUAAGUUGUGUAAAGAUGGUAGCUUGAAGUUUGGAGACAGGCUAUUGCUGUCAUUUAGAGAUUUUUUUUUAUUGUACGUGUGAUACAAAUUCAGACUCUGUUUAUGUAAAAAUAAAGUUUAUUUGAAAUUA
This is a messenger RNA of Xyrauchen texanus (razorback sucker), 2729 nucleotides long. Its product is annotated as protein FAM53C-like. Gene Ontology annotation, cellular component: nucleus. The transcript is spliced from 5 exons. The coding region runs from base 647 to 1774 and encodes 375 amino acids. The record is from RefSeq and is a predicted model, not a curated record. Gene Ontology annotation, biological process: protein import into nucleus. Lineage: Eukaryota; Metazoa; Chordata; Actinopteri; Cypriniformes; Catostomidae.